AUGGCCAUCACUCUCGCCGUCCCCGACACCUACGGCCUCGUCCUGGCCGCCGCCACUUCCACCUUCUUCGUCAACACCUUUCACAUGUUCCGAACCGCCAAGCUCCGCAAGGCCAGCAACAUCCCCUACCCCAACGCCUACGCCACCCACGAGCAGGCCGAGAAGGACGUGAACGCGUAUAGAUUCAACUGCGCCCAACGCGCCCAUGCAAACUUCAUCGAGAACCAGCCCUCCGCCCUCGGCGCCCUCCUCAUCUCCGGCCUGCACUUCCCCGUCGCCGCCGCCGUCCUCGGCGCCACCUGGUCCGUCGGCCGCACCCUCUACCUCUACGGCUACACCAGCUCCGCCGGCCCCAAGGGCAGGACUUUUGGCGCAUACAUCGCUGGCGUGGCAGACUUGAGCUUGAAGCUCAUGGCGGCCUACACCUCCUACCUGCUUGUCGCGGGCAAAUAA
This is a messenger RNA of Trichoderma reesei QM6a, 453 nucleotides long. Its product is annotated as ER glutathione S transferase. Gene Ontology annotation, cellular component: membrane; endoplasmic reticulum; nuclear envelope. The transcript is spliced from 4 exons. NCBI's taxonomy places the organism in Eukaryota, Fungi, Ascomycota, Sordariomycetes, Hypocreales, Hypocreaceae. The record is from RefSeq and is a predicted model, not a curated record. Gene Ontology annotation, molecular function: glutathione transferase activity; glutathione peroxidase activity. The coding region runs from base 1 to 453 and encodes 150 amino acids.